Pectinophora gossypiella (pink bollworm) is the source of this 3031-nucleotide messenger RNA. Its product is annotated as zinc finger protein 883-like. The coding region runs from base 83 to 1735 and encodes 550 amino acids. The record is from RefSeq and is a predicted model, not a curated record. Gene Ontology annotation, cellular component: nucleus. NCBI's taxonomy places the organism in Eukaryota, Metazoa, Arthropoda, Insecta, Lepidoptera, Gelechiidae. Gene Ontology annotation, molecular function: zinc ion binding. The transcript is spliced from 8 exons.
AAGGCUAAGCUCGGUGUCGUGAUAUUUAUAUUAUUGUGUUUUUAUUUGCAAUUUUCCUAUUUUUAUUAGAAACUUAAUAGCCAUGGACUUAAUAUGUCGUUUAUGUCUGUCUGUUGAUUAUGAAAAUGUUCGUAACUUGUUUGAAAACACUAUUUUAUUGACCAAAAUCACAUCAUGUUUGAAACUUGAGUUGACAAAAGCUGACUGCCUACCGAAACUAGUAUGUGUAAAAUGCAUAGAAAAAGUUGAAGAUAUUUACAGAUUUAAUAAAAUAGUAGCUGAUAAUCAGAAAACUUUAUAUACACAUAUGAAAAAAGGAACCGAAUCAUUGAAUUUAUUUUAUUCUAAUUUACAAAAAUACAAAUUGCCAGUAGAAAAUAUAAAUGCGAAGUUCAUAGAUGUGGGAAAUAAAGAAGAUGAUAACAUUGAAGAAAUGAACGUUGAAUAUUUAGAUGUUGAAUAUUUAGAAGUUGAAUAUUUAGAUGACAAUUUUGACUAUUAUGACAAUGAGAGUGAAGGUUAUAAGAAGUCUGUUGAUCAGAUUAAAAAUGGAACCAAAUCCAAAAAUAAGAAACAAAAAACUGAAGCUGUAGAUGUAAAAUUAACCGUAAAAAUUGAAAAUCUAGAAAAGGAACCUCAGUCAGCCAGUGACACAGACAAUAAAGAAGCAAAAGUAUUAAAAACUUAUAAUUACCAAUUUAAAUGUCUAACAUGUUUUGAAAUAUUAGAAAAUAGAAAAGCACUAUUAACACAUUACCGAACUGUCCACAAACCAGAAACAACAGAUAAGAUUGAAGAUGAUGAAGACAUUGAAGAUUUUAUUAUAAAAGAGGGUUCAAACAAAUAUAAGUGUGGCAAAUGUAAUAAUGAUAAGGUGUUCAUAAAUAAGAAAACUCUUUGCAGACAUUUGAAAGAUAACCACAAACAAAACCGGCCUUACAUUUGUAAUUUGUGUGGUCGCACCUACAGGGACAUUAAUCACAUAAUUGGCCACAUCCCUGCCCAUACCAAUGAAAAACUGCAUUGUUCAUUUAAAUGUGGUUUCAGCAGCAGUCACGUUACCUGCUUGAAGGUGCACGAGAGAGUACACAGGGGUGAUUUUAAGUAUAAAUGUGAGCAGUGUGGGAAAGGUUUCCAAGUGAAGACGUUGCACGAUGAACAUCAGAACAUACACAAGGGAGUCAAACCAUUCACAUGUGAUAUCUGUGGGCAAGCUUUCCACAUGAGAAGAUAUGUUCAUAAACAUCGAAUGAAAGUUCACCCUGUUGCUAUCAGUGGGUUGAACAGGUUCAUUUGUUUGAGUUGUUCUCAACCUUGUGAUAAUAAGACUGCUUUGAAUGAACAUAUGUUUUUGGAGCACGGAGUAGUAACACAAUUCCUAUGUGAUAUAUGCGGGAACACAUUCAGUUCAGCCCAUAAUUUGAAGUUGCAUAAAUUAUUGCAUUUGGAAGUCAAACCGCAUAGCUGUAGUACAUGCAACAAAACCUUUCCGCUGCGGCACCAGCUGAGGCGGCAUCAGGAGGUACAUAGCGGGGAGCAAAAGUACGUCUGUGAUGACUGCGGGCAGAAAUACUCCCGGAGGAACUCACUUCUGUCACAUAUUAUAAGGGCACACCAAAAGUGUUUAAAAUGCAAUAAGAAGUUUAAGCUGUCCAUAAAUCUGACGAAGCAUAAGAAGAAAUGCCAAGCAGUAUGUAGAAGACCUGAAAACGAAGACACAAAAAAUACAAAUUGAUGUUAGAUAUAAUAAAGAAUUGUGCUCACGAUCCGGAGGUCCCCGGGUUCGAAUCCACAAACAAACGGUGGGGACAAAUCACAAAAAUCACUAUGUGAUCCCUAGUUUGGUUAGGACAUUACAGGCUGAUCACCUGAUUGCCCAAAAAGUAAGAUGAUCCGUGCUUCGGAAGGCACGUUAAGCUGUUGGUCCCGGUUACUACUUACUGAUGUAGUAGGCGUUACAUGAGCCAUGUCAGGGGCCUUUGGCGGCUCUAUAAUAACCCUGACACCAGAGUUGAAGAGGUUGGUAAUUCACCUCACAACCCACACGAUAGAAGAAGGAACGCACACGGGAGAAUAAAAUAUGUAUGUAUAUUUGUAAUAUGUGUGUUUGUCGUAAAAUUUUGGGAGGGUUUUAUAAAUUUCUGCCUAACGUAUAGUACGGCAACUCUCCGCUGCUUACCACCAUUUAGGUUUACCUCUCACAUUGCAUUUGCAUUUAGAUAAUAUGAAUUCAAUGGUGCUAAUUCCUGUGGACGCCUGUCAUUUUCUUAUCCACCGAAAAGGAAAGGGACGUGUAAUCGACAGGCAUAAAAUUUAUGGAAAACACGUCAGUUUUAGGCACAAACCUAAAAAAAACCUUUACAUUGGCUAAUAACCCGACAUAAUUAAGUUGGCAGUACACGUAAAACGGUUUGCAUACCAGCGAGAUGCCAAUUUGAUUCGCCCGGGUUAUUCAUUCAUUCACUCAUUCAGUUGUCAAUCAUCCGAUCCUUUCCUUUUCAGCGGAUAAGAAAAUGUCAAGUAUAACUUAAAAUUAAAUUAGAUGGUGUCUACAGAAAUAAGCACUAUUAUUUUGUGAAUUGGUAUACUUACAACAUUAUAAACUGAUUGAUAAUGAAAUAAAUAAUUGUAUAUGAAAAUCUGUAUGAUUUUAUUCUUUCCUGGUUGGCUGUUUUGAGUCUUAGGCCGGGUUUCCACUGACGCGGAGAUGUGCGGAUUUGAACAAUCGCAAAGUUCGAGAGAGCGAAAAACGAAGACGCUCUGUCACUCUCUCCCUCACGGUGAUUGGUCGAUUCCUGCACAUCUCCGCACAGCUCCGCGUCAAUAGAAACGCAGCCUUUAGCCUGUCCAGAAUGUAUAAUACAAAGUACCUACAUACUAUGUGCACAGAAUAUAACUAACAAUAAAGAAACAUUUAUUACUACAAUAGGCUACUUGACAACCAUAAAACACUCAAAAAGAAAGUUUUCUUUGGAGUUUGUAUGGAAAUACUUUUCUGUGACGUCGUCAAUAAAAGGGCAAAAGCGUCGUA